AUGUCUUUGAUCUCGUUGUUCCUGAUUGUCUUCUGCGGUUACGCGCUCGCCGCAGAAUCAGAUGAAACGAAACAGAAUAAACGAGGAAUUCUUCCCGAAACUGGCGGAUGGAUAGGAAUACCAAAUUCAUAUGCGUACGGUCACGGGCAACCAUGGUUGGACCAUUCUGGUUGGAAGGGAAUUAAGUUACCAGCGUUCGACCUAGCGCACGGAUUAUACGGCGGUCUGCCAUACGGCAGAGCACCAGCGAUUCCUUUGUCAUUCGGAAGGACCGACAUACUGAAAGUUCCAGUGUAUAUAACAAAGCACGUUGUCCUGGAGAAGCCAGUUCCCGUUCCGCAGGUGAUCCCAGUCCCCGUUGAAAAAAUUAUUCACAAGCCAGUGCCAAUUCCUGUUCCAGUGCCUGAGGCAGUCCCAUUUCCGGUAGAACGGCCGAUUCCGAUACCAGUAAAGCAUCCCGUGGCUGUGCCGGUACAACAACCGUAUCCAGUCCCGGUGAAACAGGGAUUUCCGGUACCAGUACCAGUUCCAGUUCCAGUUCCGGUCCCAGCCCCCAUCGGUCCGAUCGGACCGAUCGGAGCCAUCGGACCAGGCCUCGUCCCUGCGGGAGGAUACGGCCACGGCGGUCAUUUUUAUCCACUGUUCCACGGUCAUGGUCAUGGGCAUGGACAUUUCCACCACGAUUUUCACCAUGAUUUCGGCCACGGUUUUCACCAUGGUUUUGGCCACGGUUUCCAUCACGGUCUCGGCCACGAUUACGGUCACGGCCAUGGUCAUGGCUUUGGCCACGGCUACGGCCAUGGUCAUGGGUUCGGUCACGGCUACGCCCAUGGCUACGGCUACCCGGCUCACCAUGGCCACGGUCAUGGUCAUGAACACAAAAAACGAAGCAAAAAUUGAAAAGAUAUAAUUAUCGAAAGAGGUGGUACAAGUGGCUUUAACACUUUGAGUGUCACGUCAGUCAUAUAACAUUCUGUUCUGACGUGCGUUGCGGAAAAUAUCACGUACCAUUCCGCUGUCACGAAAAAUAACACGUCUCCAUCACAGCAAGUAUCACAUUCGUAAGAUUAUUAGCUGUGAAAAGUACGUUUCGUCUGUUGGUACGCAGACUGAUACCUUCGAGUGUAAUCUCAUAACGAAAAGGAAUGCUAUUUUUCGUUGCGAAAUAAUGCGUUGGUAUUCGUCACAAAAAUCUGAAAUUACUUCUUAUAGGAAAACGGUGCACGUAAUAGAAAUGAUUCCAAUGACCGGAGCUGAAGCAAUUUUUGAUACAUGAACACGUAUGUCAUUUCACGUGUAUAUAGUAUUGUUAUACGUUAAUCUAAAUUACGAUCACUGAUAUCUGUGCCAAUUUUAUUAAUUUCGCGUGUUUUGUGCAUGUUGCACAUUUUUUCUCCAUAUACGAUAAUAGGUAACGUACAUCGUUGCAAGUCAAAUAUAAGCGAAAAAUACCAAAAAUUGAAGUUAUUCUAUUAUUUUUGUAAGUAACGUAGAAUAGUUUUUAUAUACUUAAAAUUUACUGAUACUAUUAUGGUAUUUUAUAGCCAUAUUUUUACACCCAUAUUACAUGUAAUGUUGUUUAUUUGUUUAAUAUGUUUAAAUAAAUAUUUUGAGAACAAUAAAUCUGUUUCAUAUCAUCUCAGUUUGAAAGAGUACAUUUCUCUUUAAUCAGUAAGGAUCAAAAUGUAACACGUUCGUCGUAUUGUAACGUAUAUUAUAUGUACAUAUACAUACGUACUGUACAUAUACUUAUAUACUACAUGCGUACGCUUAGUCCUGUAGAAGUGUUUCUCAACCUGAUAUGACGUACGAAAGACAGUCACCUUCGCAGUGAAAUUCAAUGCAGUAUAAAACAAAUAUAUUCUGUCACGAAAGGAGAAUCAAUUAUUUCAUACGAAGGACAGCAAUUUCUUCGUCCCAGUCAUUACACGAAUACUUCGAGUAAUCUUGGCCUGUGUCGAAAAAAUUAAACCAGAAAUUGGAAAAAUACCGCAAUGAGACGUUGAGAGAUACUUUCUCGUGUCAUCAGUAGCAGCUAGCAGCACG
This is a messenger RNA of Ceratina calcarata, 2046 nucleotides long. Its product is annotated as tetra-peptide repeat homeobox protein 1. The coding region runs from base 1 to 900 and encodes 299 amino acids. The record is from RefSeq and is a predicted model, not a curated record. Lineage: Eukaryota; Metazoa; Arthropoda; Insecta; Hymenoptera; Apidae. The transcript has 4 exons.